CUCGGCGUCUUGUGUAAGUCGGUCGUAUAUCGCUAACUUUCAACAAAUUCUCCUCAACAAAUCAUCUAAAAAUAAAGAAUGGCAGAUGCCGUUAAAACAACAUCAAACUCUUCCGAUGGUCCUCGUCUUGAGGUGUUGGACAGAGUAAAAAAUAUUCCGGUAGUCCAUUCAGCGAUCGAAAAGACGGGAUCUACUUAUUCUUACGUUAAAGAUUCUCAUCAUUUGAUAAAUUGGGCGUUAAAUCAAGCCGAAGCAGGGCUGCAUUAUGCGACCGCGACAGCCGCGCCACUUGCUGCACCCUUGGCUAAGAAAUUCGAAGGACAGAUCAAUGCUGUCGACCAGAAACUAUGCGAGGGAUUGAACAUAGUCGAACAAAAAGUUCCAAUCGUAAAGAAACCACCUCAGCAGAUAUACGACGCCGCCAAAGCGGUUAUGAGCAGCUCUUUACAGCCGACCAUCGAAAAACUUAAUACAGCAAAAGAAUCAGCUACGCAGCAAGCAUCUACAUUAAAAGAGAUCAGUAUAACUAAAGCGAAUGAACUUCUAGAUACACAAUAUGGUAACAUGGCUGUACAAGGUGUUGACAACACCAGUAUACUUGUCAAUCGUUUAUUGGAUCAUUAUUUCCCACCGGUGGAAGGAGAAGAGAAUGCACCACACCCCAUCUCCGCGGAUGAGAACAAAGUUCUUCAUGCGGUACAAACGAUUGGGCAACUGUCAAUGAAAACUGCUAAUCGCGUUUAUCAUUCGGUUGCUGCUCAAUUGAAGACAAUAAAGAAGGAGGACGUAGCGACGUACAUAUCCAGCGUAGUAUCCAUUCUUCAUCUCACACAAUACUUACAUCCUGAACAGACAGACGAUAAUAAGACAAAUAGUUCGACAGAAAAUAAAGAUGAGGAGAAAAAAUAAACUGAAAGACGCUCCAUUUAUUCAAUACGUUCAUUCGCAUCCAAAUCGAUAAAUAAUUUAAUUAAUUUGUUACACACUUCGAAGGAAAGCAUUAGAAAAAAAACAUAAAUUACGAAAAAUUGAAAUAUGAAAAAUUUUUAUUUAUAAAAAUUUUAUAAAAGUUUAAUAUGGUAUAUAUAUAUUAGUAUCAAAAAAAGUAUACAAUGUUUUUAAUUCGAGUAAAUUCGAAAUCAAUGAUCUUUGCUGAUUAUUUAGAUGUAUUUAUAUACUAUAUUUAUAAUGUGUAAUUACGAUUUUGUGGUUAGUAAUAAGGUAUAAUUUUAAUAUUUUCUAUACAUGUGACAAAUUUAUAUUAAUGAAAAUUGUAAAGUUUUAUUAGCUUUUACAGUUAUCAGAAAGAAAUAAACCACCGAUGCAUCAUUAUUAUUAGA
Molecule: messenger RNA, 1340 nt
Organism: Atta colombica
Lineage: Eukaryota; Metazoa; Arthropoda; Insecta; Hymenoptera; Formicidae
Product: lipid storage droplets surface-binding protein 2-like
Exons: 5
Coding region: 79-909 (276 amino acids)
Biological process (GO): lipid storage; positive regulation of triglyceride storage
Cellular component (GO): lipid droplet; cytosol
Source: RefSeq, a predicted model, not a curated record